This is a messenger RNA of Frieseomelitta varia, 4972 nucleotides long. RefSeq names its product ATP-binding cassette sub-family C member 4-like. The coding region runs from base 88 to 4263 and encodes 1391 amino acids. Gene Ontology annotation, cellular component: membrane. NCBI's taxonomy places the organism in Eukaryota, Metazoa, Arthropoda, Insecta, Hymenoptera, Apidae. The transcript has 15 exons. Gene Ontology annotation, biological process: transmembrane transport. The record is from RefSeq and is a predicted model, not a curated record. Gene Ontology annotation, molecular function: ATP binding; ATP hydrolysis activity; ABC-type transporter activity.
UUAUCGGCUAAGUCGAAUUGUAGUUUGGGUAGUCAAUUAGCAAUCGGCAGAGGAUCGGUGUGUUGAUGCGGCACGCAUUAAUGAAAGAUGGAUUCGAGCAAUUUGAAACAGAAACCGAAUCCACGGGUGAAGGCCAACUUUCUGUCGGUGUUGUUCUGGUGGUGGACGCUAGACUUGUUCAAGACAGGCUAUAGGAAGAUCUUGCAACCGGAAGAUUUGUACACUCCUUUGUACACCGAUCGUUCGAACGUGCUUGGGGAUCGAUUAGAAAGACGAUGGAAUAUCGAGCUGGAAAAUGCCAAGAAGCGCAAUACAAACCCCAGCCUGUUGAGAGCCAUCUUCCGUACCUUUUUGUGGGAGUAUACCUUGCUUGCUUUGAUACAGAUAUUAAACGAACUUUUUAUCAAAUUAGGUAUACCGAUACUCCUGGGUGGGCUCUUGCGCUACUUCAGAAAUGACACAACCGAAACGUUUGAAACUGCUCUUCUAUACGCAGCUGGAAUUUGCAUAGCAACGGCUGUAAACGUAGUCUCAGCGAAUCAAUCGUUGUUUGGCGCGUUCCACGUUGGUGGAAGAAUAAGAGUCGCUGCGUGUUCUGUCGUCUAUCGAAAGGCAUUACGACUUAGUAAAACGGCACUUGGUGAAACAGCACCGGGAAAGGUAGUCAAUUUGGUGGCCAAUGAUGUAAAUAGAUUUGAUCUUGUUUCCAUCUUGAUACAUCAUAUGUGGUCUGCGCCACUCUCCGCGUUAAUUGUAGCCUAUUUUCUUUAUAACGAAGUUGGAUACGCUGGACUGAUUGGUAUCGCCGCCGUCUUCUUUGUCGUACCGAUUCAGUCGUACACGGGGAAAUUGUCCUCCAAGUUUCGGCUACAGACUGCCAUAAAAACCGACGAAAGAGUCCGUUUGAUGGACGAAAUAAUAUCAGGAGUCCAGGUUAUUAAGAUGUACGCAUGGGAAAAACCCUUCUGCGCCCUGAUCGAAACUGCCCGUAAAUUGGAAUUGCAAGUAGUUACCAAGAGCUCCUACAUUAGAGGCAUCUACAUGACCUUCAACUUGUUCACCACACGAAUGGCUCUCUUCUGUACUUUGAUCAGUAUACUUUUAUUUGGCAAUGAACUGUCAGCGGACAAAGUGUUCGUUAUCUCCUCGUAUUUCAAUAUUUUGGCGCAGACUAUGUCCGGAUUGUUCGUACGGGGUUUUGCCGAGAUUGCAGAGUGCAUGGUAGCCGUGAGAAGGUUGCAGCAGUUCCUGGUAUACGAGGAGUUCCACGACAGUGGUCAUGUUUCGAACAGUUUCACAGCUAGCAUUAACGAUAGCAUUAAUAGUAUUUCGAAGCAAACUUCCAACAAAAAUUCUAAACCCGAUAUACCAUAUAUCGAUGAUGAAAUAAACCGCUACGAGAAUUUGGACGAUUCUUCUGAACAAAGAAGACACAACGAUCUAAUAGUUGUUGCUAACGAUUUGCUGAAGAAUAAGGCGUACAUUGUGGGGGAAAAAAAAAGUUCUUUGGUAAAUGAUGAAACAUACGCAGUGAAAAUGUGUAACUUGACAGCCAAAUGGGAACCGAGUCAAAUUGAGAAUAACCUUGAGAACGUAAACGUUGAAAUAGAAGAAGGAAAGAUGUACGCCAUUAUAGGAAUGGUCGGGGCUGGGAAAAGUACUUUGCUGUCGGCUAUUCUUGGAGAGAUAAAUGUAACAGGUGGUCAUGUUAGUGUGAAUGGAAGUUUAAGCUACGCCGGUCAAGAGGCGUGGGUUUUCGGGUCCACCGUUCGACAGAAUAUACUUUUUGGACAGCCUUACGAUCGUCACCGAUAUCAGAAAGUUGUGAAAGCUUGUUCGCUUCAGAGCGAUUUUAAGCAAUUCCCGCAGGGUGAUCAGACAAUCGUUGGGGAAAGAGGUAGUUCCUUAUCGGGAGGGCAGAAAGCUAGGAUUAAUUUAGCUAGAUCUUUGUAUAGGCAAGCGGACAUUUAUUUACUGGAUGAUCCGUUGAGUGCUGUUGAUACUCAUGUUAGUAAAUAUUUAUUUGAAGAAUGUAUGCAACGAUACUUAGCAGGAAAAACACGGAUUUUGGCUACUCACCAGUUGCAGUACGUGAAAAAUGUAGAUACCAUUAUACUUGUAGAACAAGGGAAGGUCACCGUAUUUUCUCAUUUUCAAGAUUUAUUGAAUCAGCGACCAAAAUACGCUGAAUUAUUAGCGGCCAAAUCAGAAUCUCCCGAGGAUAGCUCUUUGGAGAAGAGUAGUAUGAAAAGACAAUUUUCAACGUCAAGUACUAAAAGUCGAUCUCUGGAAGCAAGUACCGCGGGAACAGACGAUGAGGAAGAAAAUGAAAAUUCUGAGAAAUUUAAUGAUAAUUUAGAAGGAAAUACGCGUGGUGUAAUUAAAGGACCAAUAUUUCUCAGGUACUUUCAAACCGGAACCAACUUGUGCCUAGCUUUUUUGGUACUCUUAUUAUUUGUAUGUACACAGUUUAUGGCUAGUCUCAACGAUUAUUUUGUUCCUAUUUUAGUAAGCGCGGAAGAAAUGCGGCAUUAUUACAUUACGGAAGCCAAAUUAAAUAGUACCAAUGAUACCUCAACUGAGAAUUUGGAUGUUUCCUCCAUGUAUAACUAUAUAUAUGUUUAUACUGCAAUUGUUGUUGGGCUAUUUUGUAUCGGUAUUACGAGAUCAUUGACUUUUUACAAAGUGUGCAUAUUAUGCAGCCAAAAAUUGCAUGAUAUGACGUUCAGUUCCUUAAUUAGAACGAGUAUGAGGUUCUUCCAUACGAAUCCCAGUGGUCGAAUUCUAAAUAGAUUUUCCAAAGACAUGGGAGCCAUUGACGAAUUAUUGCCAAAGGCUAUACUGGAUGCUGGCCAAAUAUGCCUGAUGAUGGUUGGAUCCUUAACAGUCUCCUGUAUAGUCAAUCCUCUCUUCUUAAUCCCGAUAGCAUUUUUGGGUACUGUCUCUUAUUGGGUGAGAAAGGUAUUUUUGAAGACUAGCAAAAAUGUUAAAAGAAUGGAGGGAAUGACUCGAUCUCCGGUGUUCACUCACUUAACUACAACGUUAAAUGGAUUGACCACCAUAAGAGCCUACUGCGCGCAGGACAUACUGAAAAAAGAGUUUGACAAACUGCAAGAUGUUCAUACCUCCUCAGUUUAUAUGUAUAUAGUAGCAAGCGCUGCCUUUGGAUUCUCGUUGGACAUCUUUUGCUUCGUCUUCACGUCCAUAGUUACCUUUAGUUUUCUCUUAUUGGAGCAAUCGUUCUCCGGCGGAGAGGUGGGUUUGGCCAUCACUCAGGUAAUGGCCAUGACCGGGAUGAUUCAGUGGGGUUUGAGACAAAACGCCGAGAUGGAGAACCAGUUGAUGGCUGUGGAACGUGUAUUAGAAUAUACACAGAUUGUACCUGAACCGAAUUUACGUGACCGAGGGAAGUUCGCCAAGAAAACUGAGAAGCAAGUCGCGCUUCCUGCUAACGCACCAAAGAAUUGGCCGACGGAUGGCAUGAUCAAGUUCAGAAACGUUUAUAUGAAAUACGUAGAAGAUGAUCCUCCGGUGUUGAAAGGUCUGAACAUUGCAAUUAAUCCUGGAGAAAAGAUAGGUAUAGUGGGAAGGACAGGAGCUGGAAAGUCGUCGUUGAUAUCAGCCCUGUUCAGGCUAACCAAAAUCGAUGGUGUCAUAGAAAUCGAUGGCGUGGACACUGGAUCUAUUUGUUUGGAGGAUUUACGACGUCACAUAUCGAUCAUUCCUCAGGAUCCAGUUUUAUUCUCUGGCACGUUGAGACGGAAUUUGGAUCCUUUCAAUGAAUUUACGGACAAGGCUCUGUGGGAAGUUCUCGAGGAGGUGGAGUUGAAGGACGCUGUAACUACUACAGGAACAGGCUUAGAAAACCGCGUUUUAGAUCGGGGUAGUAACUACAGCGUUGGCCAAAGACAACUGGUCUGUUUGGCGAGAGCUAUCUUAAGAAAUAAUAAAAUACUUAUGCUUGACGAAGCCACGGCCAAUGUGGAUCCACAAACUGAUGCCUUGAUCCAGCAAACGAUACGAAAGAAAUUCGCUAACUGCACUGUACUUACUAUUGCUCACAGGUUAAAUACCAUUAUGGACAGCGACAAGGUGUUAGUUAUGGAUAAAGGUCGUAUGACUGAAUUUGAUCAUCCUCACAUACUGUUACAAAACAGCUACAGUCAAUUCAAAUCAUUGGUCAAAGAAACCGAUCGUGCUAUAUAUGACCAGUUAGUGAAGAUAGCGAGGCAAUCUUACAUCGCCAGACACGGAGAACGGUGAUUGCUGGAUAAAAACGGCUUGGUCGUUGGAAAAAUUGAAGAGUUUGCAGCAACAGGGAGCAACCAGUGUGCUAUUUACAUCGGCAAAGGUGGAAAGAUCAUGCAAAUAUUCCUUGUAAUGGCGCAGGAACUCCAGUUUGGAAAGUGAAGAACUGCCUUUAUUGUAGCCAGUAUCCGCUUUAAUUGCCAAGUGACCGAACCUGUGCAAUACAAGAAUCAUAUUUUUAAUUUUAUUCCUACCAAGAAUUAUUAUACAGUGUAGUUAUAUGAUCGAUACAGUAUGUACAGAUUUUGUACAUCUCUUCGUGCCUACACCGUUGCUACUAUCGUUCCAAGUACUUUUUUUUCUUAUAAUUAGACGGGAGAUUUUAAUUCACGAGCACGAAAGAUAUGGUGUCUUGAGGAGAGAUCUUUCGUCUACCAGAUGGCAUGAAAAGGGGUUUCUUUUUUUGAAGUUUAUAUAAAUAUAUUUUUAUAGAAGCCACUUUUCUUCUACGAGCCUCCGCGCGCGAUCAAAAAAACCCAGUCUAUUUGUAAUGUACGAGCAAAACUACUUAUAAUAUUACGAACUGCCAAAUGUCCGUAAGAAUACUUAUUUUUUGUACUUCAUAUUUUACGUGUUCAUAUCGUGGAGAACUGUUAUGUCUGUUGUUAGUGAAAAAAAUAGUAGAGGGAAAGAUGCAGAAUUUUCAAUAGUUUUGGACUUCCAC